Centropristis striata (black sea bass) is the source of this 4902-nucleotide messenger RNA. RefSeq names its product aminopeptidase puromycin sensitive (gene npepps). Gene Ontology annotation, molecular function: zinc ion binding; peptide binding; metalloaminopeptidase activity. The transcript is spliced from 23 exons. Gene Ontology annotation, biological process: peptide catabolic process; proteolysis. The record is from RefSeq and is a predicted model, not a curated record. Bases 73 to 2865 code for a protein of 930 amino acids. Gene Ontology annotation, cellular component: cytoplasm. NCBI's taxonomy places the organism in Eukaryota, Metazoa, Chordata, Actinopteri, Perciformes, Serranidae.
CUGGUUAACGUGAGUAGUUUGUGCUGUGUGCGGGGAGAGGACUGUAGCUGGCCGUGCUGGAGGCUCCAGUUGAUGUUGCUGCUCCUGGGCCGCAGGGUUCCGCUCUCACUCCUACACAGACUCACUAGCUGCUGUCCGCCCUCACUGUCGAAGCCCGUUCUACUCAGUUCUGUAUCAAUUAAACUCAGAGCGAUAACUAGAGUUACACACAGCGCCGUCUUCGCUGACCAAAAUACAGGAACCAUGCCCGAGAGGAGGCCCUUCGUACGGCUACCGACUGACGUCUACCCCGUCAACUACGGCUUGUGUCUGAAGCCCGACCUCAUCGACUUCACCUUUGAAGGCAAGCUGGAGGCGCUGGUGGAGGUUACACAAGCCACAAAUCAGAUUGUGAUGAACUGUGCUGACAUCGACAUCAUCACAGCUUCCUUUGUACCACAGGGAGGAGAAGAAAUCAAUGCCACAGGUUUCAACUAUCAAAAUGAGGACGAGAAAGUCACCUUGUCAUUUCCUAGCGCUUUACAGAAAGGCUCCGGCAUGUUGAAGAUAGAUUUUGUUGGGGAGCUGAAUGACAAAAUGAAGGGAUUCUAUAGAAGUAAAUAUACAACCGCUGCUGGAGAGAGCCGCUACGCUGCUGUCACACAGUUCGAGGCCACGGACGCUCGCAGAGCUUUCCCCUGUUGGGAUGAGCCAGCUAUCAAAGCCACCUUUGACAUCGCUCUGAUAGUUCCCAAGGACCGAGUAGCCUUGUCAAAUAUGAAUGUCAUUGAUCGAAAGCCAUAUCCGGAGGAUGAAAACAUGGUGGAAGUGAAGUUUGCCACCACGCCCAUCAUGUCCACAUACCUUGUAGCUUUUGUCAUCGGUGAAUAUGACUUUGUGGAGAGCCAAUCAUCGGACGGUAUAAUGGUACGCGUCUACACGCCUGUCGGGAAGGCGGAACAAGGGAAAUUUGCACUGGAGGUUGCGACUAAGACCUUACCUUUCUACAAAGACUACUUCAAUGUUCCUUAUCCGUUGCCUAAAAUCGAUCUCAUAGCUAUCGCUGAUUUUGCUGCUGGUGCCAUGGAAAACUGGGGCCUUGUCACCUACAGGGAGACUGCUCUGCUCAUCGACCCCAAGAACUCCUGCUCGUCCUCCAGGCAGUGGGUGGCGCUGGUGGUGGGACACGAACUCGCCCACCAGUGGUUCGGCAACUUGGUCACCAUGGAAUGGUGGACUCAUCUGUGGCUAAAUGAGGGAUUUGCAUCUUGGAUUGAGUAUCUGUGCGUGGACCACUGCUUCCCAGAGUACGACAUCUGGACCCAGUUUGUCUCGGCAGACUACACCCGUGCUCUGGACCUGGACGCACUGGACAGCAGCCAUCCCAUAGAGGUGAAUGUCGGCCAUCCAUCAGAGGUCGAUGAAAUCUUUGACGCUAUCUCCUACAGCAAAGGAGCAUCUGUGAUCCGCAUGUUGCACAACUACACAGGAGACGAGGACUUUAGGAAAGGAAUGAACGCCUAUCUUUUGAAAUUCCAACAUAAAAAUGCUUCAACAGAGGACCUAUGGGACUGUCUGGAACAGGCCAGUGGAAAACCCAUCGCUGCAGUGAUGAGCUCGUGGACCAAACAGAUGGGCUUCCCCAUAAUCGUGGUGGACCAGGAGCAGCAAGGUGACGACCGCAUCCUCAAGAUUUCUCAGAAGAAGUUCUGUGCCAGUGGACCACACAACGGGGAGGAUUGUCCCAGCUGGAUGGUCCCCAUUAGUAUUUGUACCAGCGAGGACCCCAAAUGCACCAAGCUCAAGGUUCUGCUGGACAGACCGGAGACCACCAUCACUCUGAGCGGUGUCCCGCCCGACCAGUGGGUCAAGAUCAACCCCGGCACCGUGGGCUUCUACCGCAUCCAGUACAGCACGUCCAUGCUGGAGAGUCUGCUGCCGGGCGUCAGAGACCUCAGCCUGCAGCCAGUGGACCGACUGGGCCUGCAGAACGACCUCUUCUCCCUGUCUCGUGCAGGGAUGAUCAGCACGGUGGAGGUGCUGAAGCUGAUGGAGGCGUUCGUCAACGAGCCCAACUACACGGUGUGGAGCGACCUCAGCUGUAACCUGGGCGUGUUGUCCUCGCUGCUGUCUCACACUGACUUCCACGAGGAGAUCCAGGAGUUCAUCCGGGAUCUCUUCACCCCCAUCGGACAGGAGCUCGGCUGGGACUGCAAACCAGGAGAAGGUCACCUGGACGCUCUGUUGAGAGGUCUGGUUCUGGGGAAGCUGGGGAAGGCAGGACACAAACCCACACUGGAGGAGGCCCGGCGGAGAUUCAGGGACCACGUGGACGGCAAGCAGGGGCUGCCUGCAGACCUCCGGAGCCCGGUGUAUUUAACAGUGCUGAAGCAUGGAGACAGUUCCACGUUGGAAACAAUGCUGAAGCUCCACAAACAAGCCGACAUGCAGGAGGAGAAGAACCGUAUUGAGAGAGUGCUGGGUGCCAUCUCUGCCCCCGACCUCAUCCAGAAAGUCCUCACCUUCGCCCUCUCGGAAGAGGUUCGUCCCCAGGACACAGUGUCAGUAAUCGGCGGCGUGGCCGGCAGCAGUAAACAUGGACGGAAAGCCGCCUGGAAAUUCGUCAAGGACAACUGGGAGGAGCUUUACAACCGUUACCAGGGCGGCUUCCUCAUAUCACGGCUCAUCAAGCUCACAGUUGAUGGAUUUGCUAUCGAUAAAAUGGCUGCUGAAGUGAAGAGUUUCUUUGAGAGCCACCCGGCGCCGGCGGCCGAACGCACGGUGCAGCAGUGCUGCGAGAACAUCCUCCUCAACGCCGCCUGGCUGAAGCGCGACGCAGACGACAUCUCUCAGUAUCUACUGCAGCGCAAGGCGCCCCCCGUCUGAGCCGCAGCCCCCCCUCCUCCUCCAGCCCCCUCCUCCCCCUUUUCUUCCCCCCCCUCCCUCCAGCGCGGACCUCCCAGCAUCAUCGCUGCCUCGGCCCCUUCAUCACUACAGACCACAACAGGAGACAGCAGGCUUCAUUUAAAGAAACUGUAUGAAACAAGAAGGCAAAGCCAAGAAUCUAACAAAGUGUUGGAAACACAAAGAGACUCUUUCUACGUUAACAAAGCAAAUUCAUUUUAGUCAGACCAGGAAUGUAGUUUUAGCCCCAUUCUGCCCUUCAGCAGAGCGUUAUAACAACCGGCCACAGCCUAGUCGCAGAAUCUCCUCGUCCCUCGAAGCGAUCGCUAACCUCUGCAUCGCCCGCCCCGUAUGCACUCCCUCCUCCAUCUCUGCGUUGAAGCUGAGAAAACUGUGAAUCCCCCCUUUCCUCCCCUCUUCCUCCUCCUCCCCCUUUUUUUUCCCUGCUGCCACUCAUUUUGAAUGCAUGAAGUGUGAUUUUCUGCAUUUGCUGCUUUGUUUACUUCUGUUUGUUUUCUGUACAAACAAAUUAUUUGAUCUUUUUUUUUUUUUUUUUUUUUGAGUUAUUCACAUCUUGUCCCUCCUCCUUCUCUGUUGGGUGUUGUGAUUGGGUGAAAGCAGAAGGCGCCUGGGGCAGAAUGGGGUUAAUAACGGUAGUGUGUGUGUGUGUAUGUGUGUGUGUGUGUGUUGUAGUUUCCAACAGCACUGAUUCUCCAUUUUGCUAAUAAACGGUUAGGACGCAGCGAGCAGCGCUAGCAUGGUACUACAUUGUAAACUGUAAUGCAAGCAUUUUUUUGUUGCAGACGAUGUUCCUUUUAAAAGAAUUAAAUGGGGAAAAGUUCAUAGUUACCCGUUUCCACUCCCCCUUUCAAAAUAAACCCCCCUCGAGCUCUGUCCAGUCAGAGUUUGUAUAGUUUGAAUCAUCAUAUUUAAACUCCUCCCCUCCGUUUCUUUCUCCGCCUCCCUCAAUGACAUGAAGAUAUCAGCGUGUUUUAUAAGACAUCAGAUGCAGUGAUUUAUUUAAAUGUUGAGAUAAUCUUAUAUUCUGAGGAGAGGAGAGUUUAAAAUUAAAAAAGAGGAAAAAAAAAUCACAACACUACUCUUCGGGGCCUUUCUUCAUUCUGAAGUAACAUCAGGAAACGCCUCUAAAUACCAACGGAGCCCAGCGUCCGGCGGCGAGGCCCGGCCCGGACUCUGUGGACGUGACACAUCGACUUGACUCCGCUGUCAAACUUGGAAGCCUUAAAUUGGUUCGACUGGUUUACAGUAAAUAUUUAACACUGAAGUGGUGAUAAUAGGUGAUUUCCACAUAACGUCAAAUGUAUCUAAUGUGACAGAUUAUGCAGACUUGUUGAACGAGUAUAUCUAUAUAGAAUUUACAAUUUGAUGUGGUUUUUUGAAAAACAAGUCAUCCAACCUGUUGUCGAGAGUCUUCCCCCGCCCUCCUGGAACAUUUGUUGUUUUCUUUUUUCUUUUCUUUUCUUUCUUUUUUUUUUUGUUUAAAAACUACAGUUGGUGUUCAUUAAAGUGAAAAAGGAUUAUAAAAAAACAAAUGAUGUGAAAUUAGUACAAGUUGAUUUUAAAUGAGUGAGGUGUGAGUGUGCAUGCUUGGAAAAAAACAGAUUUGUAAUUUAUUUUGUAUUAUCUCACACAGCGGAGGAGAUGAUCACUUAUUGGAUUACAAAUGGAUGAAGCAGCACUAAACUGAUGAAUAACGUGUAAAUAUAUAUAACAGCUGAAUUACACCUAAUGAGAAUAAAAACUGGUUGCAGAUUGAUGGUUGAUUGCAGAGAGAAAACUCACGUGUCCAAACAUUUUUGGUUCCUUUAAAGUGUCUAGUUCAGGCAGCGUUCUUGUUGAAUCGUGUUUAAUGUUUUUCUUUUCUUUUUCUAAUGAAUCAGGAUUUAGUUCAACAUGUGGGAUGUCUUUGUGGUUCUGACUUUAAAAGGAAGAUAAAAAUCUGGACAGCUUUGACUUCAGUGGAUGUGCAGUCCAAUAAAGCAACACUUGAUACAGUUA